AUGCGGGUUAAAGACCAUAAUGUCCAAACUGGCGCUGAACCUAAAUCUUGUAAAUUCUUCGAAAGGUUUGAAGAGUUCGGUGAAAAACCUAAUGUUAAACCAGUUUCCUUGGCUUCAAAUAGAAGAAAACGCUUGCUUGAGAACGAUUUGGUGGCAGAGGGAGACUCGAGUGAAGAAGACCGAAAACAAAAUCCUCAGGAAAAGAGGAAAACGAAGGCAACAAAAUUAGAGAAGCAGAUGAAAGCUUGCGCUGAUCUAAUGAUUGAGCAUAGCAACAAGAAACGGGAAGAUCAAAAUAAAAGACAUGCUGAGAACCAGCAGAUGCUAAGCAGAAUGCUGGAGGUCAAUACUCAAUUCUUCGACAAAUUAGUUGAGAAGUUGUAA
Molecule: messenger RNA, 384 nt
Organism: Belonocnema kinseyi
Lineage: Eukaryota; Metazoa; Arthropoda; Insecta; Hymenoptera; Cynipidae
Exons: 1
Coding region: 1-384 (127 amino acids)
Source: RefSeq, a predicted model, not a curated record